AUGGAUCUUCAGGCUAAGAGUGCUGAAAUCCAGCAGCUCAAGGCAGAAAAUGAGAAGAUCAAGGCAGAAAAUGAGAAGAUCAAGGCAGAAAAUGAGAAUAUAACAGUAGAAAAUGAGAAGAUCAAGGCUGAAAAUGAGAAUAUAACAGCAGAAAAUGAGAAGAUCAAGGCAGAAAAUGAGAAGAUCAAGGCUGAAAAUGAGAAUAUAACAGCAGAAAAUGAGAUGAUCAAGGCUGAAAACCAUCAGCUGAAGGGAACCUACCUGAAUGCUACUGCAGACCCCAGAACAUUCACUUCAGACCCAAUGCACAACACAUCAAGUUGGACUAGUGGUUACCUGAGUUACCACAGACAAAAGAGACAGAGUGAACCCUGCCAGACAGGGUGGCUCCACUUCCAGUCCAGGUGCUAUACGGUCGGAGGCCGUGACUCUUCUGAUCAGAGGAGCUGGGGAGGAGCUCGAGAUGACUGCUGGGGGAGGGAUGCAGACUUGGUUCUUAUAGAAAGCUCUGAGGAGCAGGACUUCAUCUUCAACAGCAGCCUGGUUGGAUCAGGAGCCGGUGACCGCUGGAUCGGCCUCACAUUUGAAGGUGGAGCCUGGAAGUGGCUGAACGGGAGUGAUCUGACUGAGAACUACUGGACACAACCCCCGGCAGACGGACACCGCUGUGUGGUUUCUGAUGGCCAGAGCGGAGGAUGGAAAGCUGUCAGCUGUGACGAAAAAAAUGAGUGGAUCUGCGAGAAGAACGCACUGCCUGGUUAAAAACUGAUUCUAGUGGCUGAUCGAUUCCUUGUAAGAUAACAGAAACAGGCUUUCAAAUAUUGAGUUUAAAGGUCCCAUAUUAUACAUUUUUUGAACAACUUCAUACAGGUGUCAGAGGUCCAACAUCACUGUUUUCAGAGUGUAAUUCCCCCAAAUUCAGCCUUGGUCCUAAACUUCAAACAGUCAAAGAUUUGCUCUAGUGAGCUCCACCGAGAACAGGCUGCUUCUGUGUCUGUACCUUUAAAUGUUAAUGAGGUGCGUCUGGCCACGCCUACUCCACGCCCUUCUCGGGGAGAGGAUACCAUGCCCUAGCACUAUGAACUAGAAUGUGACUCAGAAGAAGAGGUUCCUGAAGAAGAUCGGUUUCUGCAGCAGGACGUUUCUGAAUGGUUAAUUAAAAAUAUUCGUGUGUUGUGACAGCUACUACCAUCUAGCUAACGCUAGCUUCCUUUAACUGUAAGGGUAAUUGUUGUGGUAAGAACGAACCAUACAUUUUCUUAGUUUUUAAAUUCACACAUGCAAAAUAUUUGGGAAGUUUUGUUGAUACAUUUCCAGCAAAAGUAAAAUGGACCCACUGGGUCUUCAGAGUAAAAAUAGACUUCUGUGCUGGUCAGUGCAGCCAGCAACAGAGCAAUGGCCGCGCUUUACUCGUACCGUUGCUACAUGUGUUUGCGAGGAGAAAAAAUGGCGCUCUCUUGGUAAUUUUAAAGGGCGGGCUCAUCUAUCCAGUGGGCGGGUCAGUGGUGGAGGGAGUGGUUAUUGCCCUUAGAGUUUUUCACUUCCGGAAGUUAAUACACAUUUCUCAGUGCGUUUACAUGCAGAGCUUAAUCGAGCUAUGAUCGAAAUUUGACUUUCUGAAUACAGUCCUUGUCCCAGUUUACAUGCAGCAGAAAAAACUGAAUAACUGUUCUCUUCUAUAUGUCUUUCCAGCGGGUUAAUACCACGUUAAUACGGCUUGCUUUCCGGUUGACCUAUUACGUGAUAUAAUAAACAAGAGUUGUUCAUGUGCCAGACCAGCGUUUCAAACAACAACCAGACGGAUUAUGCUAAUUUUUUAUCUCCUAUAUAAUGUUUGCGGUACUUAUGGUGCAGAUAAGAUGGAGUUAUCCCUCAGACGGUUCUUCUACUGGCUCUGUUUAUCUUCUUCUUCUUCUGUGAUCGAUUUUCUUGGAUGUUUUUGUCCUUGGUCACACGCCAGCGCAGCGGUUGUGGAGCAUGUGCACACGUAUUAUCCGAUUGAAAAGUGCAAUUCACUGUAUACAUGGCGGAGAAAAUCCUCUUUUUUUUCACAUGCAUGUAAAUGCACUGUUAGAAAAGCUUUAUGAAGUGAAUUUUGUAUAAUAUGGGACCUUUAAAUACAAACAUAUAUGUGAAUGGUCUGUAAUACAAUUUAAAAUGCUACCGUCGCUUGUAACACCUCCCUUUAACACUUUCAUACGUGACUGAUAUUUUCAUUAGGCUGUGGAUGUUCUAUGUGCUGUAGAACUGUCUCUUGUGUUUCCUGGGCUUGUUCAAAUAAAUAUCCACUGCUCGUUGUCA
Molecule: messenger RNA, 2301 nt
Organism: Mugil cephalus (flathead mullet)
Lineage: Eukaryota; Metazoa; Chordata; Actinopteri; Mugiliformes; Mugilidae
Product: asialoglycoprotein receptor 2-like
Exons: 4
Coding region: 1-762 (253 amino acids)
Source: RefSeq, a predicted model, not a curated record